Molecule: messenger RNA, 222 nt
Organism: Clonostachys rhizophaga
Lineage: Eukaryota; Fungi; Ascomycota; Sordariomycetes; Hypocreales; Bionectriaceae
Source: the annotation of a GenBank genome assembly
AUGGAGCGUCGAAAGCAACUCACUCCAGAAGCGAGGCUCGAGGAGGAUGGGCAAGCACUUUUGUAUUGUAUCGAAGAGCCCGAUGCCGUGCACAGGAGUGUCUCUAUGGUCCCUCUGAUGGCAUUUAUGCUGCCGAAAUUCACGACAAAUACCGCAUCGCGCUCGAAUGGGAUGGCCGAUCCCCCCCUGAAUAUUACCAUGUUCGAUGCAUGGAAUGCAUGA